AUGGAAGAAGGGAGUGUGUACGACUCAUUUCCAGAUUUGAAAGAGCUGGAAAAUAAAAUUGUGAUGAAAACUCCGGAGAGCCUGUUGAGGUGGAUGCAGGGGGAUGCUUCGCUCGGUGCUGAGUGGAGUUCUAAUCGUCCGGAGGGGAGAGACAACCGCACCAGCGACAAUCUGACCGACAAGAUCAGAAACUUGAAACUGGAGAUGGGCUGUCUGCGUGCUACAGACGUGCGGAUCCUGCACCAGCUCGUGACGGUGCAUGAGGCCAUGGAGGCUGUGCGCUGGCUGCUUGAGGAGCGUGGCACCCUGGCCAGCAGCCUGACAAGCAGCCAGUGUAGCCUGGCUGAUGGGCCUGGGUCUGGCUUGUCCCCUUGCAGAGAGGGCCUGAGUCUGGCCCUAACUAGCUGGCAGAGUCCUCUAAAUGAUGCCAAUGAAGAACCAGAAGAGUUGAAAGUACCAGAUAGCAUCUCUGGGGACAGCUACUUCCAUAUGCUCACCAAUGCAGUUUCUUGUAAUGACACAGGGUUGACACUAGAGGGGGCCUCGGACGGUGAAAUCGUGGGGGUGGAGGAACAGACCAUUCCCAGUUGUGAGGUUCUAUUGGGGUAUGACAAUCAGUGGUGCUGGGUGGAGUCUCAAGACGAUGUGACGUUUCUCUGAUGUUAGAAGUGCAAUUCAAAAGAUGCUUUAUGACAUGAAACCUUCCCUCCUCGCCUACCAAAAUUAGAUGCAAUGGUGCCAGUUGGACAUGAAGUGCCGUCCUGGACUAGGAGCGACAUUUAAAUUGACAUUAAAGUAUCCAUGGUGGACUGGAUGAAUGCUAGUAGCAUUGUUCUCUCGAGGAGCAAAAUCAAGGCGUACUCAUAUUUUGAUUUAGCUACUUUGGUUUGUCAGUUGUUGCCCUUUCGCUUUUCAAUGAAUCACCGUUGCCACUUUCAACUAGAUGUAAAUCAGAUCGAUGUCAAUCAUGUUCUCACUAUCACAUGUUUUGCUAGAGAAAGCUUAUGUAGAGGGCUCAGCAGAAAAUGCAUUGACGUUACGACAUAUCAUAAAUGGACGCAGACAUUUGACAUCUAAAAGGUCAUUAUAAGCCCAUCACAACUCCAGUGUGACACUAUAAUGAACCCUUCCUUAUCUGUUGGAUGCAAAUGUGUU
This is a messenger RNA of Oncorhynchus masou masou (cherry salmon), 1155 nucleotides long. Its product is annotated as leucine rich adaptor protein 1-like. NCBI's taxonomy places the organism in Eukaryota, Metazoa, Chordata, Actinopteri, Salmoniformes, Salmonidae. Bases 1 to 660 code for a protein of 219 amino acids. The transcript has 3 exons. Gene Ontology annotation, biological process: positive regulation of canonical NF-kappaB signal transduction; positive regulation of cytokine production. The record is from RefSeq and is a predicted model, not a curated record.